ACACGCCCACUAACAUACCGCGUGUUAUUGUUUGCAUUCGGGUGUUUGUCAUCUUUAGCUAGCUAGCUAGCUUAAUUACAUUAAAUAUGAACGUUAUCUAGUCACACCAACGUUAGAAUAUGUCAUAAACUGCAUGCAACAAACAGUUUCGACUGUGGAAAGAAGAGCAUUGCCAUGCCAAUCUAGCUAGCUAGCUAGCUAACUGACUAGCUCACUUUAGUGAUUAAAACGUACUGUACGGUCUAUGAAAAUGACGACCACCAACAUGAUGGACUUGUUUGAGGAAGGGAAAGUUCUGAAAAUCUGUGCUCCUAUGGUCCGGUAUUCAAAGUUGGCAUUCAGGUCACUGGUGAGGAAAUUUGACUGUGACAUUUGCUUCACUCCAAUGAUAGUUGCUCCUGACUUUAUGCGUUCUGUCAAAGCCAGAGACAGUGAAUUUACAACUAAUGAAGCUGACCGUCCUCUGAUCGUGCAGUUUGCUGCUAGUGAUGCCCAGACCCUGGCUGAUGCAGCCUGUGUGGUCGCACCCUUCUCUGAUGGAGUGGACCUCAACUGUGGCUGUCCCCAGCGGUGGGCCAUGUCAGAUGGCUACGGGGCAUGCCUUAUCAACAAACCUGAGCUGGUCAAAGACAUGGUUCGACAUGUCAGGAACCAAGUGGACAAUCCUAACUACACAGCCUCCAUCAAAAUACGAAUUCACAAGGACCUGCGACGUACGGUGGACCUGUGUCAGAAGGCAGAGGCGGCAGGGGUGUCCUGGAUAACGGUCCAUGGUCGAACCGCAGAGGAGCGCCACCAGCCGGUCCACUUUGACGCCAUCAAGACCAUCAAGGACAGCCUGUCAGUCCCUGUCGUCGCCAACGGAGACAUAAAGACCCUCCGAGAUGUGGAGACCACUCACCAGCUCACUGGAGUUGAUGACUAUUUUUUAGAGAUGACUUUGCAAUGGACUGCAGUUGCCCUCUUCCUCUAUGUGGAAAUAGGUGUACUCCUUAUCCUCUGUCUACCCUUCAUCUCAGCCACCAGAUGGCAGUGUAUCUUCCAGCUGAGAAUAUGGAACAAAAUGGCCAGGUUUUGGAAUAAAUUCUUCCUCGCCAUGAUCAUAAUCCUUAUAGUCCUCUUCCUUGAUGCUUUGCGUGAGGUGAGGAAGUAUUCGGGCAUGGGAAACGGCAAGGAUGCUAAUCUGAAUCCCAACAUGUUUGACCACCUCCACAUGAAGCUGUUCAGAGCCCAGAGGAACCUCUACAUCUCUGGCUUUACCCUCUUCCUCUGGCUAGUUCUGAGGCGGGUGAUCACUCUGAUCAACCAGCUGGCGACGGAGUCUGGCACCACGGCCUCUCUGCAGAUCAAGGCAGAGUGUGCCAACCAAACUGCCAAGAAAUACAUGGAGGACAAUGAGCUACUGAAACAGACUCUGAUGUAUGGGAAGGGGGACAAGGUCACAGCGGAGGGAAACGAGCUACUGAGGUCAGAGAUGGAGAAACUGAGAGGAGAACUGAAAGGCUCAGAGGAAGCCUUGGAAAAGUCCCAAUCCGAGAUGGAAGCUAUGAAGAAACAAUCCGAUGGACUGACCAAAGAAUACGACCGACUGCUGAAAGAACACCAGGAUCUUCAAGAGAGUGGAGAUAAAAAGGAUGAUUGAUCGGGCUUAUGACUACAACCGUCAGAAUGUUUACAGAUCGAACCAAGAAACCAGAAAUACUGUCAGGCACGCUGUCACUUUCCUUUGACAUACUGAAGCACUGUGCAUGAUGUCACCAAAAUACUCCUCCAUGGCCUCACUGAGCCGCCAAACCUCAGAUAGAAAGCACCUGAGCACGUUUGUAAUAGAAUAGCUACUAGACCAGCCUAGAAAUAGUGUUUCUAUAAUUCGCUGACUUUUGGAGAACGGAUGGCAGUACAAGCUUCCGAUUACAGUGGUCGUCUACUGUGAAUAUAUUUUUGAUGUAAUGGGCUUGCUAUGUAGUUUUUUCCCCCUGUAUAUCGCAAGAGCACCACCAUUGCAUUCAUCCUUCUUUUAUUUAUUUUUACCUUAGCAGCAAUGCAUAUUACAGAUUGAGUUGUAUGUGUUUUGUAAAACAAAAUUAGCAUUGAGUUCAUAGGGGUAGAGAAGCUAUAUUGAGUCGUUUUUGUUGUUGAAUAUUUGAUAUCAAUGUUCUUCAUUCCUCUUAGAUGUGGAGGGUUUGUGAAUAUUACAGGGUCACGGUCAUGAUUUUCUGUUUUGUAAUAAGGAUAGUGAAAUGGAAAAGUCUGGGGAAAUUCAUCUUUCCUCUUCUCACCCUGACUCCCUGUAUUGACUGUCGUAGCCCAGGGUUUGGGUUGGGUAGACUGGGUCAGCACUUGAAGUGGGAUUGAUAAGUGACCAACAAAUCUUCCUCUAGCCUCCAUCCCCUAUCUCUUAUAGGGCCCCAGUACUGUACUGUACAUCCUCCAGUACUGUACUGUACAUCCCCCAGUACUGUACAUUACAUUCCAAAACUAGCGAACAGUAGCAUCGCUGACAGAAUAAGUGCCUUUCAGAUGAUUGUAGAUAUAUUUUCAAGUACAAAAAUCUGGUUGGAGUAAGAAAGUUGUUUUCAAUAUUUCAGUAUGGCUCAUUAUUAAAGUUGUUUUUGCGGCUAAAUCUGUUAUUUUUUACUUUGGAAAAAUUGUCUCCACAUACCAACAUGUUAUCCCAUAUUAAAAAUGUUUUAUUAUUGUA
Oncorhynchus kisutch (coho salmon) is the source of this 2701-nucleotide messenger RNA. Its product is annotated as tRNA-dihydrouridine(20a/20b) synthase [NAD(P)+]-like. Gene Ontology annotation, cellular component: endoplasmic reticulum membrane; endoplasmic reticulum. Bases 245 to 1642 code for a protein of 465 amino acids. Gene Ontology annotation, biological process: tRNA processing; intracellular protein transport; endoplasmic reticulum to Golgi vesicle-mediated transport. Gene Ontology annotation, molecular function: tRNA dihydrouridine synthase activity; flavin adenine dinucleotide binding. The record is from RefSeq and is a predicted model, not a curated record. The transcript has 11 exons. Lineage: Eukaryota; Metazoa; Chordata; Actinopteri; Salmoniformes; Salmonidae.